This is a messenger RNA of Eleginops maclovinus (Patagonian blennie), 3715 nucleotides long. RefSeq names its product ATP-binding cassette, sub-family G (WHITE), member 1 (gene abcg1). Gene Ontology annotation, cellular component: membrane. Gene Ontology annotation, molecular function: ATP hydrolysis activity; ABC-type sterol transporter activity; ATP binding. The record is from RefSeq and is a predicted model, not a curated record. The coding region runs from base 603 to 2588 and encodes 661 amino acids. The transcript has 15 exons. Gene Ontology annotation, biological process: transmembrane transport; cholesterol efflux; cholesterol homeostasis. Lineage: Eukaryota; Metazoa; Chordata; Actinopteri; Perciformes; Eleginopidae.
AAUGGACAACUGUAUAUAUUCUAAAAACACAUUUGUUGUAUAAUACAAUGCAACAUGUAUUUAUUAAUAUAUAUUUCUUUCUUUUUAAUAAUAGAUAAGGUGUACUGUUAUUAAUCCCCGUGGGGAAACAACUUUUAUGAAACCAUAUCCCCCCAGGAUAAAUAAAGAAUUUGGAUUGUGAUUAAUUAUAAUACUUAACUAUAAUACAUGUCAAAUAAUUAUAUAUUUGAAAUGUUAUUUUACACAAACUGAAAGUGCUUCGCUGUUGCAAAUUCCCCUGUAAGGGGUAAAGUAAAGCAGCUUGUCAGGUGGAAUUAUUAUGUAAAUGUUUUAAAGUAGAAUUAAAAACUACAGUAUACAUAUAUUUUCAUAAAACCGGCUUCAAACCAGCAAAUCAUAUUUAUUAAUAUGAUUAAAAUGCCCCAAAAGUCCUGAGUGAUUAGACUAUAUUACAUUAAAUCAGAUUCUACUUCAUUCUCACCGCACAGCGCGAGUGUGUGGGCGGGACCUCUGCAUAAGGGGCGGGGUCAGUAACUAGGGGGCGUGGUCAGUGUCCCCUCGCUGCUCCUCCUGCAGCCACUCAGUGAGGCUCUCUCGGACUGAUGGCCUCUCUGAUGGCCGCCUGGUCCGUCCACAACCCCACCGUCACCAACUCCAUCAUCAUGAACACCAACGGUCCCCCUGACCUCAUGUUGGACCCCCGGGCGGUGUGUGUCUGUAUGGAUGGGGGGGCUGAGCGGCAGCCGACGCAGAAGAAGAAACCGGAACUGACGGAGGCGCAGAGGUUCUCCUCGUUACCACGGAGACCGGCUGUCAACAUCGAGUUCAGGGACGUUUCGUACUGCGUCAGGGAGGGGCCCUGGUGGAGGAGGAAAGGUUACAAGACGCUGCUCAGAGAGAUUUCUGGGAAAUUCACCAGCGGGGACCUGGUUGCCAUCAUGGGGCCCUCAGGGGCCGGGAAGUCCACCCUCAUGAACAUCCUGGCCGGUUACAGACAGACGGGGAUGAAGGGGGAGAUCCUGAUCAACAAUCUGCCCAGAGACCUGAGAUCCUUCCGGAAGGUUUCCUGUUACAUAAUGCAGGACGACAUGCUGCUGCCGCACCUCAGCGUGCAGGAGGCCAUGAUGGUCUCUGCUAACCUGAAGCUGCAGGAGAAGAAGGAGGCUCGCAGAGACAUGGUGAAGGACAUCCUGAUGGCUCUGGGUCUUCUGGACUGCGCUCUCACCCGGACGUCUCACCUGUCGGGGGGGCAGAGGAAGAGGCUGGCCAUCGCUCUAGAGCUCGUCAACAAUCCCCCGGUCAUGUUCUUCGACGAGCCCACCAGUGGUCUGGACAGCUCGUCCUGUUUCCAGGUCCUCUCCCUGCUGAAGGCUCUCGCUCGGGGGGGAAGGACCGUCGUCUGCACCAUCCACCAACCCAGCGCCAAACUGUUCGAACUAUUCGACAAGCUGUACGUGCUGAGUCAGGGUCAGUGUAUCUACAGGGGGAAGGUCUCCAGUCUGGUUCCCUACCUGAGGGAGCUCGGACUGAACUGCCCCACCUACCACAACCCUGCAGACUUCGUGAUGGAGGUGGCGUCCGGAGAGCACGGGGAUCAGAUGGUGCGCCUGGUGACAGCCGUGCAGGACAGGAAGUGGGAGAAGGACGAUCACACAGAGCUGAAUGGAGACACUAACCUCCACCCGCUCCUGUGGCAGCGCACCGAGGAGGAGAGUUCUUCGUCUGAAGGUUGUCACAGCUUCUCAGCCAGCUGCAUGACUCAGUUCUCCAUCCUCUUCAGAAGAACCUUCCUCAGCAUCCUCCGAGACUCGGUGCUGACUCACCUGAGGAUCUCCUCUCACAUCGGGAUCGGCGUUCUGAUUGGCCUGCUGUACCUGGGCAUUGGGAACGAGGCGAAGAAGGUCCUUAGUAACUCGGGCUUCCUCUUCUUCUCCAUGCUCUUCCUCAUGUUCGCUGCUCUGAUGCCCACCGUGCUCACAUUUCCUCUGGAGAUGGGAGUGUUUCUGAGGGAACACCUGAACUACUGGUACAGCCUGAAGGCGUAUUACCUGGCCAAGACCAUGGCGGACGUCCCCUUCCAGGUGGUCUUCCCGGUGGUUUACUGCAGUAUCGUGUACUGGAUGACGGCGCAACCUCCGGACGCCGGACGCUUCUUCCUCUUCCUGUCUCUCGGGGUCCUCACCUCGCUGGUGGCUCAGAGUCUUGGGCUGCUGAUCGGAGCCGCUUCCACCUCGCUGCAGGUGGCGACGUUUGUGGGUCCGGUCACGGCGAUCCCGGUUCUUCUGUUUUCGGGUUUCUUCGUCAGUUUCGACACCAUCCCCUGGUACCUGCAGUGGAUGUCCUACAUCUCCUACGUCAGGUACGGCUUCGAGGGCGUCAUCCUGUCCAUCUACAGUCUGGACCGCGAGGACUUGCACUGCGACGUCGCCGACACCUGCCACUUCCAGAAGUCCAACGCCAUCCUGAAGGAGCUGGACAUGCUGGACGCCAAGCUGUACCUGGACUUCAUCGUCCUCGCCAUCUUCUUCUUCUCGCUUAGGCUCAUCGCAUACUUCGUCCUGCGGUACAAGAUCAGCGCCGAGAGGUAGAGCCGGGAGGUGGAGGCGGGAGGUGGAGGCGGGAGGUGGAGGCGGGAGGUAGAGCCCAGCGUCCGGACGAAGCCAUUAGCGUUUCGUUAGAACACUAGGAAUAAUGUUUCUACUGAUACAUUUUCCAAAUCUGAUCUAUAGGGACAGGGAUUUCUGCAGGACAUGAGGGAAUGAAGAGGAGUUCUAUUUUCGUAAACACUUUAAAAAGUUCGCAUUUUGACAAGAACUUUGGAAAUGUGAGAAAACUAAAUUUGUCAUAAAUGCUGAGAGUUACGUCGACAUGUUGGGAUAUAAAAAUAUCAAAGGAAAUAGAAACUGAAAUCUCAAUAAGGCCGUUGAUAUGCCAAGUAUAAAGUCAUAUACAUUUAAAGAAUGAGUGCAAAGAUUGUGAGUAGUUGAACAUUUUAGAUUUUCUAUGGGGAAAUAUCCAGAUUGAAGUCAAAACUUAAAAUUCAAUUUAUGAAAAUAAUUCAAAAUUGGAAGAAAAAAUUGAACAUCUCAAAUCAUAAGAUUAUGCAAAAGAAAUGGAGAAAAAAAUUGGGAAACAAUUUUGAACAUUCAACAUUUUGAGUUUAAAGAUGUGAGAAUAAAGUUUGAUCGUUAUGAAUAAAUGAAACUACUAGUUUACAUCUAAAGCAAGAUAUGUUUCUGCAUACGACUUCUAAAGGGGUUGAAUGAGAGUUUUGCGAAACCGUUUCCUUAUAAAAAACAUCCUGAGAAACAUGUGGGGAAAAGUUUGCAGGGUAUUUUCUAAAGAUGCUUUUGAAGAUCGUAAACAUUUGAAAGAUUGUGAGGUUUUUAAAGAGUAAAGGUCAAAUGAAACCUUGUUCUGGUGAAAGGAAUUCCAGCAGAGGGCAGCACUGCCUCAGGUCCUUCCUCUCAAUGUAAAUAUAUGACAUUUAACUUCAUCGUUUUGAUGACUAAGUGUAACUUUAAUCAGUGCUUUUCACACCAAUCGAUUUCUUACACAUCUCACAUUUCAGAUUGCUUGAAUACAUGUUUACCUUAUCUUUCUAAAUGUCAUAUUUUGUUUGUAUUACCUUAUUGUUAACUGACUUCAAAUUCUGUUAUCAAUAAUAAUACUAAUACUAAUAAUAAUACUAAUACUAAUAAUAAUAAUAAUAAUA